AUGGCGAGAAAAAACAAUAACCGUAAUUUCAAAAACAAUAACCGUAAUUUCAGAAACAAUAAUCAGAAUUUCAGAAACAACAAUAAUAAAGUUGGAUUUAAUAAUCGAGCUGGUUUUAAUAACGGAGCUGGUUUUAAUAAUAAUAAUAAUGAAGCUGGUUUUAAUAACGGAGCCGGAUUAAGAAACGAUAAUAACGUUGUAUGCUUCAUUAAUUCGAUCCUUCAAGUCCUCGUACAUCUUCCCAAUGCAGAAAGGCAUUUAGAAUCUACCGGCAACCAUCAAUGUUAUUGUAGUCCUGUAUGUAUUUUCAAUGAAUUAAAACGGUUGCGUAUUAAACUUAUGGAAUCACGGCAACCAGUUUAUGCUGGCCCAUUCAUCACCUAUCUUACAGAGACUUUGUCGACAGAAAGCGUUGUUACGAUCUCUGCAGCAACGAAAAAUUCAAUAGAAGAGUGCUUUGAUGAGUAUUGUGAAUCCGCCGAAUUACCUGGUUUCAAGUGCAAUAAGUUUACUUGCAACCAAGAAUUUACGAUAAAAGAAGAGCCAAAUACUCUUAUAGUACAAUUGAAAAGAUUCGGUUUCUCCAGCUCCACGAAGCAAGGAUACAAGAUUUCAAAACGUGUGGAAUUUGGAGAGGGUAAAAAUGUUCGUUAUAAUCUUAGCGCUGUCUUGGUUUCAAUCAAUUCCGUACUCGAGUGUAAGCCCUACGUCCUAUUUUAUACAAAAAUAACAUCUACAUUUCCCGCAUCUACACCAUCAUCAACGAUUAACAUUGACGAUAAACGUGAGGGUGACGAAAAGACUGAUCUUUGCAAGUCUAACGAGAAGACUAAAACUAAAUCAACAUCGUCAACAUCUAAAAUUAACGAUAAACAUGAAAAGACAACCCAUUACGAUCCUAACGAGAUGACUAAAACAAACUCAUUGUCAUCAACAACUAAAAUUAACGAUAAACGUAAUAAAUACAAAAAGACAACGGUUUAUGAUUCUAACGAGAAGAUUAAAACCAAAUCAACAUCUUCAACAUCUAAAAUUAACGAUAAACGUAAUAAAUAUGGAAAGACAACGGUUUAUGAUUCUAGCGAAAAGACUAAAACCAAAUCAACAUCGUCAACGACUAAAAUUAACGAUAAACGUAAUAAAUAUGAAAAGACAACGGUUUAUGAUUCUAACGAGAAGAAUAAACUCAAAUCGACAUCAUCAACGCCUAAACUUAACAAUAAACGUGAUUUUAACGAGAUGAUUAAAGAAAAAUCAUCAUCACCAACGACUAAAAUUAACGAUAAACGUAUUAAAUAUGAAAAGACAACCGUUUACGAGUCUAACGAUAAGAUUAAAACUAAAUCACCACCGUCAACGUCUAAAAUCAACGAUAAACGUGAAAAGACAAUCAUUUACGAUUCUAACGAGAUGACUAAAACUAAAUCACCAUUAUCGACAUCUAAAAAUAACAAUAAACGUUAUAGAGAUGAAAAACCAAAUUUUUACGAGUCCAACAAAAGGACUAAAACAAAAUCACCACCAUAG
Messenger RNA from Entrophospora sp. SA101, 1527 nucleotides. NCBI's taxonomy places the organism in Eukaryota, Fungi, Glomeromycota, Glomeromycetes, Entrophosporales, Entrophosporaceae. The record is from the annotation of a GenBank genome assembly.